Podarcis lilfordi (Lilford's wall lizard) is the source of this 18589-nucleotide messenger RNA. NCBI's taxonomy places the organism in Eukaryota, Metazoa, Chordata, Lepidosauria, Squamata, Lacertidae. The record is from the annotation of a GenBank genome assembly.
AGAGCUUGGAUGGCCACCAGUCACGUAUGAUCUAGCUGAGAUUCCUGCACUGCAGGGGGCUGGACUAGAUGACCCUUGGGAUCCCUUCCAGUUCCUCUCGGGUGAAUGGAUAUCUGACUGCAGCCUCAGCCUUCCCGUCCGCCCCCAGCAAGCAAGCGGAGCCAAGCCGGCCCAAUCGCCCACCCUUCUGGGGACUGAGGAUCCCGAGGAGGCCGUGGCUCCUGCUGCCGGGGGCUGCAAUUUCGCCUCCGCCCGCUUCCCCUGGCGGCUGACGAGGGAGGCAGGCUGCCCAAGGCGGCCGGCUCCGCUCCCUCCCGCUGCCGGUGGUGACGCAAGGGGUGUUGCCUGUCCUCGACGCCCAGAGCGUGGCCCUCUCGCGUGGGCUGGAGCGGGGAGCGAGCGAGGCCGGAAAAGUGCCUGGGCCAGCUUUCCGCGCCCCUGCCGCCGCUGUCUCCUCCCUGCGCCCCGCAGGCCCGCCCCUUCUCCCCCAGCCCCGCCGCUCCCUGGCUCUGGGUCGGCCCCGGGAGCCGCAGCGAGCGAACCCCGGCCAGGCCGCGCGUGCGCCCCGCCGUCCCUCCCUCUCCGCCUGCCUGCCUGCCUCUCCUCCCGGGAGCGCAGCCGCCGCCACCGUCGCAGCGGGGCCCAGCGCAAAACCGAGCAGGAGGGAAAGCGCCGCCGCCGCCGCCACCACCCGGAAAGGCCUCGGGCAGAGAGGGAUCGGAGCAGAGACCCGGCCGGGCGCGGGGACAUGGUGACGGGAUGGCCCGCAUCACAGACGCCUUCCCCCUGCACCUGCUCGUCUGGCACAACCGGCACCAGGCGCUGGACAGCGAGCUGCGCAAGGGACAGGUACGGGGGAGCCCCUCAACACCCCCCCCAAUUUCCUAGGACUCCUUCCUUCCUUAACCCCGCAUUCCAGGUCGCCCCUUCCAGCCGGAGUUGGAGAUGUGGCAGCCAGGGAGGGGGAUGUGAUGCGGGAUCCUUCCAAGAUGGUCCCAGCCCUUCGCUCCCCCCCCCCCCCACCCGUUGGUAGCCCUGCUGCUGCUGAUGCCACUGGGAGGGAGAAUGAACAAGGGCCAGAUACUGGCACCUACUAUAUCUGACUGCUGCUAACCUAGGUUUGUUCCAUCUGCAUCCUGUUAAACCUGCCACAUCCAGUUAACUCCCCCCCCCCUUCCCAGCCACACCACACACACAAGCAGGAAAACUGCCCAAGGGGCAUCUCUUGACCCCCCAGUCGUGAUAGCAUCAUCACCUUUCCCCCACCUUUGUAAUGCUCCUGGUCCCCUCUCUCCAUUCCUUCUCUUUGUACCUCUAGAUUGUAACUCUUCCCUCCUCACCCCAGCCGAACUGGUGGUUUCAGAAUAGCUGUAUAGAUGUUUGAUGAUUCUUUUGGGCUGGGAAUCCCCAACCUCAUAAUUCCUCAUCAGACUUGGCAGUUGAAGCUUUGAAGCAAACAGCAAUCCUCAUUUGAGGCCAUCUGUUUGGAAUCCCAGAAUCCACUGCUCCUUCGUCUUAGGCCCCCUCAUAGUGAUUUGGGCACAUGAGGGCAAGACACGCGAGGGAUCAGCAAACUCAGUUGGAUCUGAAGGGUGCCGUGAUACUCGGUCCCAUAACAUCCUCUAGCAAUCGAGGCCUAGUGUUUUGUUUUGUUUGUUUUUUAAAAAAACAACCUUCCUGUGGUGGCUUCAUGUUUAGUGCACUGAUAGCCACCAUUUUGGAAAAGAGAAAAAGGGAGAAAGGCAAAAUAAUCCUUAAAGAUUGAUGUGCAUGUGCACAGCUGGUAUGGGUCUCUUUUAAAAAUUCAAUUCAAUUCAAUUAUCAGAGCCUUCAAGCAAGUGCCAGCUCUAGCACCCUGUUGCAUUGGAGAGGGGAAAUUCACAGGGUUUCCUUCCUGCCUGCCUGCCCCUAUGGACCACAGCUGAGUACAGGACUAGACUGAGCAUCUAUUCUUUAAAAAACUCUUGGUUUUCCCACCUAGAGCUAGAACCAAGAGAACAGAGUCAUUAGAAUACCUGUAUGGGAGAAGACUGACAGGAAGAGUUCUGCCUGGCAACUGAUUUGGAACUGGGAGAAAUGCAGACCAGGGAGCAUGGCUUAAAAGAAGACUGGGCUGGAGAUAAUUGAUGGUACCUGAGAUAAUGAUGAUUCCCAUUUCUUGUUUUGGAAGGGGGAAACGGGGAAUGAACUGACAUAGAUCUAGGGGGGUGACUUUUGGGAGGAUCUCAAAAAGAAAGGAAUUUGGGGCAGAGGUUUGGUCAGCCGGAUGUUUCUGGAAUCUAAUUACAUAGGGCACUCCGGUGAUGGCCUUCUCUUGUUGUCAGUCCCUAACAGCUGAUACUCAGAGGUAUGUUACCUUUGAAAAGGGAGGUUCUAUUUAAUUUGGUGGUUGAGGCUAGUAGCUGUUGACAGACCUGUCCUCUGUGCAUUUAUCAAAUCCUUUUUGAAACUAACUUAAGCUAGUGGCCAUCAACAUACCUCACAGCAGUGAAUUCCAUGAGUUAAUUACCCCUUGAGUGACAAAGUAUCUGAAUUUGCUUUUAUCUUGUUUCUAAAAAAUCAUGGGCAAUCUGGGAAAGGUGGGAGAGGAACGAUUCAGAGUAUGGCAUACAGUGGCAUCGCAACAAAAGUUGGGUCAGGGCAGAUAUUUCUUUGGAAAGAAAUGGUGUGGAGGGUUUGGGGCUCUGCCUUGUGUUCAAUUUGGCUAGGUCACUUGUCUCUCAGUCUCACCAGUUCUCCUUCUGUAAAAUGGAUGUUGCAGUAUCAAAUGUGAGGUCAAAGAAGUGGUUUGGUGUGUAGAGCUCAUGCUCCACCUUUGCUUUGUACUCAGUCUGCAGUCUUGGAGAAAGUCAGGGGUCUCCAUCUAGUCCAGCAUUCUGUUUCCAGCAGUGGUCAGCCAAAUGCAUCUGAAAAUUUUACAAGCAAGGCCUGAGGUCAACAGUGUUCUGCUGUUGCUUGUAUCCAGCAGCUGACAUUCAGAGGCAAAUUCUUUCUGAAUAUUGUGGUGCUUCCAUCAAAUUAUGACUUUCAGAGUGGGUGUUGGGUGGAUGGAGCUUUGAGUGGAUGAAGCCUAGGCAAGGGAAUGGCUUGGCAGGGUGGGCAGAUUUGUAACAUCCUGAAUUUCUGAAGGUAUCGGCUGCUGUUACAUCUUUUUUGCAGAUGCUUUAGGAUGCUCAGCCACCCUGCACAUGACUUAACUUGGUGGUAGAAGAAAUCACAUUCUGACUAUUUUCAAAUAUACUCUUGUGGUCAACUAGUCUGCAAGUGCAGUGAAAAUAGGCCCAGCUUAUGUAGGAUAUAAGAGACUCUGGGCUGUUCCAGGUAACACAGAAGGAUUCUGGAGCUAUGAUAGAACCAGCCAGACCUCUCUGCAGCAAGCACUCCCAUUGUUGGUGAAUUGCUGGUAAUCAGCUGUUAAAAAAUGUGAUUCUUAGCCCCAGUGCUUGAAGCGAUUACACUACCCUCAGCAUAAGGAAGGUGCCCAUGACAUCUGCACAAAGCACUACAGCAGCCCUGUCUCCUGAACUAUUUUUAUUAUCCAUCCCUCAAAAGCGUAUUUACUUGUGGGUUUGUUUGCUUUUUGUUUCUUUUCUUUAAUUCAUAAGCCGUGUACUCUCCUUCUGUAGCACUUGAGUGCACUCUUCUUACAAUUAAAAACAAAACAGGUUGUUUCACAAUAUAGCUGGGCUAGUCCCUAUUCUGUUCUAUCAUGUGGGGACAAAGGCCUUUGUGGUGAAUGGCCCCUUCUAAUUGCAUCUUGGAACAAGGCAGCAUUUGCCAUUGCAAAGAAGGUCCUUUCAUCAGGAAGCCAAGACACAACAUUAAUUGAUUUCCAUACAUACUUAGAUUUCCCCCCACUUUUCAAGCAAUCAAGAGUCUCCCAAAGUGGUUCAAAAACAGAGUCAGGCCCUGCCAGCAGGCUUGCAAACUGAAAAGACGAGACACACAAGGAAAGGGAAGUGGAGUGGGAGAGAGAUCAGUCCUUCCAGGCCAGAACAAAGUGGUGAGCUAUAAGAGAGGGCAUUUAUGCUCAGUGGAGGCCAGGGUAGGUAACCUUCCCUUGCUGAUGUUCACUUGAAUAGGAAUUGUUGGCUCCAGCUCCUUUGACCAAUGGGUGGGGCAAGCGCUUCAAACUUCUCCCUUUUGCUUCUACAGUCCUGGGGCGAGUUGGAGCUGAGUGGGAAGGGAGAAGGUGAGUUCCAUGUAGCCUGAUGGUUCUCUGGCUGGUGGUUGGGGCCAGGUUGGUCUCCUUGCCAUGAUAGUCUUCCUUGGAGGGCAACUGGACUGUAGCCCUAAUGUGCUGCCCUUCACUUCUGCAGUCCUAUCAAGGCUUUUGAAUAUCUGAAUAUCAGCAUGCGCAAGCUUAGAUUAAGCAACAAGGCCGGCUCUUCUAUUCUGGCCAGUGGAUAUGAUGCGUCAUGGUCCCUUGGGUCGGAUAUUCUAUAGGAUAUGUGAAUUCUAUCCUAGUAUCCUGGAUGUCCUUGUAGGUCAGGGACAGCAUUAUCUGGGUACGAGCUCUGAGUGAAUUUUCCUCUUUUGCAAGAGAUACUGGUGCAAGGGCAUUAAAACCCUGCUGAGUCCUAGCACUGAAAACUGUUUCCAGGAAUGAGCCCCAGCACAGAGAAAGCCUCAGCCCUUGUUCUCUUGUAAAGGAAUGUCCACCUAGCUCUUUAAUCCUGUGGCUCUUUUGCAGCACGAUAUUGAGAUGCUGGACCCACGAGGCCGAACGCCCCUGGAGCUGGCCGUGUGCCUGGGGAACCUGGAAUCCGUCCGGGUGCUGUUGCGACACAAUGCCAGUGUGGGCCAGGAGAAUGCCAACGGCUGGACAGGUAUGAAGGUUCAGUGGGCAAGGGGAUGUGCCCCAUGUUGGUCCGUUUCAAUUUCUGUCUCCUCCGCUUAAAGCUGGGGUGAGGAACCUGUAGCCCUCCAGUUUUUGUUGCACUUACAACUCCCACGCUGGCUGUAGGCUGAUGGGAGAUGGAGUCCAACAAAACUUGGAGAGCCACAUGUUCAUCAGGAUCAUCAGGCUGCACGACUGUGAAACGCCUCCUGCUUGAGACCUUGCAGUGCUGCUGCCUAAUACUGGGCUCAAUAACAGUCAUUCAUAUUGAAGCAUCUCCUUAUAUCCUAGGCAAGGGGGAAAUAGAAGGAAUGUGUUGAAAGGGUUGUUGUGAAAGCUGAGCAAGGGAAGACAGCAAUUGAGAAAUGAAAGACCUGAGACAUGAGGGCUGUGGUUUUGAGGGGUAAGCAACACGAAUGAAAGCCAGAGUCCAGUGCCUAGGCCAGUACAGGAGUAAUAUGUGUGAUUUGAAGGCAGAACUCUUCCCGGCACUUUUGUUUAAGGCACCUAUUCUUGCUUCUCUGGCUUAAGUUUGUGGAGCCUUGCUUUGCCCUGCCUAGGAUUGUAGAAGUUUCCCUGGGAACUGAGCACUGAUUGGCAUGAUACCUGUGCCCUUGGCAGCCAGACAUGUCCUUUUGGCAGAUCAAUAGGCUGUCUGCUCCUGGUUGGGAAUGAGGAUAGAGGAGAAACUCGUUUGGACUUGAGAGAUGAUGGGCACAGUGAGUGGGGCCAAGAAGCGAAAUACUGAUUUUUUUCCCCUCUGCCUCUCUAGUCCUGCAGGAGGCAGUAAGCACAGGGGACCCAGAGAUGGUGCAGCUGGUGCUCCAGUAUCGCGAUUACCAGCGGGCCACACAGCGCCUAGGUGGCAUCCCAGAAUUGCUCAACAAACUGCGCAGAGUAUGUACUGUCAACUCCCAGUCAACUUCAACUCCCAGUCCUUGUGUAUUUAGAAUCAUAGAAUCAUAGAAUCAUAGAGUUGGAAGAGACCACAAGGGCCAUCGAGUCCAACCCCCUGCCAAGCAGGGGGUUAGACAUUUAUCAGUGUCUACAGAUUUUAUUAUAGGGGUGCCCAACCUGUACUCUUGUCAGGACCCCUGGCAAAGGGAGAAAGAAAUAUUGCCAAAUCUGCCCUCUCUUAGGAUCUUAUUGGAAUCUCCUUUUCUUUCUAAAACUCUGGUUGUGUUUGUGUUAAUUAAAAGCCACAACCCUCUCUCUGUAUACUUCUUCCAUAGAGCACCAGCAUUAAGUCCCUCACUUUUGUGUGGGCACAGAACCAUUGCAAUUUAACCAUUCCUAUGUUCUUCUAAUGCAUACUUCAAGAAGGGAAACACUCUUGUCCCUCCCACAUUCCCUUGCGAAGGGGCUUGGAAGAUGAAGCAUUUGAACAGCAUGGUUUCAAGAUGACAACGGUAGCAGUUACUCUGCAUCCCAGAAGCAUCAACCCUCUUCUCCUUUAAACCCCCUGGGAUGCUCAAAAGCACUCUUGGGUUUUCUAGCCAGCAGUUGCUAGAUCUAAUUGAACUCCCAUUGGCAAAGUGUGACUCUUAAUAAGAUUAUGGUCACAGCAAAAUGUAGUCCCUUUAGAGAACAGGGAUUGGCUGUUCUCGCUGCCCCUUCUCUCACUUGCAGUGCUCUGCCCCCUCACUUUGGUUCUCCAUCUCCACAGGCUCCUGAUUUCUACGUGGAGAUGAAGUGGGAGUUUACCAGCUGGGGUAAGUCAGUGCUUCACUUCUGGGAGUGGUCCACAAAAGCCCGAGCAGGUGACAAGAGAGAGCUAUCCAAUAAGGGAGGAGUUUGGCCUGGGGAAAUGAUGCAGCUCAGAAAACCUCCUGAGCUCAGAAACAUAGACAACAUUUUGAGGAAGAAGGAAGCAUUCUCCUUUCUCUGUGGUGGGUGCCGUGGCUUCACCAAGGAGCAGAAUCCAUGCUAUUGACAUGUGGUGUCCUAGUCGUGCUCCAGAGAUUAGAAGUGUGACACUCUGAAGGAAUGAGGUGAUGCCAGGCAGAGAGGGCAAGAAGUACCUCUCAGCCAUGAGACUCAUUGGGUACUUUGGAGCAUGUUGCUGUCUCUCAGUUUGACCUUCCACACAGAGGCAAUGGUGCCUCUCUGAAGGGCUGUAGCUCAGUGGGAGAGCACCUGCUUUUCACACAGAAGAUCCCAGGUUCAGUCAGGCAUUUCUAUGUAGGGCUGGGAUAGGCCUCCCAUCCUGAAACCCUGAAGAGCUGCUGCUAGUCGAUGUAGACAACACAGAAAUUGAUGGACCGGUAUUAGAUGAGCUAGUGGACCAGAUGGAUCAGUAUAAGGCAGCUCCCUGUGUUUCUGUGGGUGAGGUACAAAUGUGGCAAACAAGUAAAUGAUGCUAAGCAAUGUUCCCUCUCCCUCUGCUCCCUCUCUUCCUCUCCGUCACCAGUGCCCCUGGUCUCCAAGAUAUGCCCAAGUGACGUGUACCGGGUGUGGAAGCGUGGGGAAAACUUGCGGGUUGACACCACCUUGCUGGGCUUUGAGCACAUGACCUGGCAGCGGGGCCGCCGCAGCUACAUCUUUAAAGGCGAAGGUCAGAAUAUCUCUUUUCUGGGGAGAUGGGUGCGUGCUUGGCGAGGUGGGGGGGGGCUAUGAUACUGACUGCUUUUCUCUCUGUUGGUCCUCCACCCUCUUUUCUCCUUCCCCUCAUUGGCCAGAUGAGAAUGCUGUGGUGAUGGAGGUUGACCACGACAAGCAGGUGGUGUACACUGAAACGUUGUCUCUAGCCUUGCAUGAGCCGGAGCUGAUGCUGGCUGCCAUGCAGCCUUCCGAGGAGCACGUGGCCAGCCGGCUCACUUCGCCCAUCGUCUCCACCCACCUGGAUACCAAGAACAUUGCCUUUGAGCGGUGAGCUGGGGCAGGGGGAAGGGUAGCGUAUGGGUCUGUGUGAACCGUGUGCUGCUGCUGCUGUCGCUGGUUGUUAACCCCAAUGACUAUAUGCUGCCUCCAGGACCAGAGGCAGCCGCAUGCUGCUCAGAAUACCGGAAUUGUCAGGGGACAGUAGCGGGAGAGGGCUAAUGGCAUCACGCUUGCUGGCUUCCCAGAGGCAUCUGAUUGGUCAUUGUGGGAAAUGGGAUGCUAGACUAGAGGGACCAUGGAUGUGAUCCAGCUGCAGGGCUCUUUUUCUGGUACAGGAUGAGGCCCAUGAGACCAAAGCUGGGAAGGAUGAAGUCUGCCCAGGCUCUUGAGCAUCAACUAGUUUUGCGAGAAAAGAGGGGGACCAAGGCCCCAUCUUCUACUGCCAUAGAUGUCUGCAGCCCUGUUAUCACAUAUGCCUCAUCUCCCCUCAGAGGAGAGACCUCCACUUGCAGCUCCCUAGUCCAAGUCUUUCAAGGGCAGGGUCGGGAGAGGUGAAGGUAGAGGUGUGUGAGAGAGAGAAAGUGACAUUUGAUGAGAUGGUUAUCUUUUAGGCUGAAGAGUAUGAGGGCAUUCCAAGUCUGAAAAGAGUUGGAAGAGAUGAAGCUCCAUUGUAGCAGUGGUGGCAUUUGAAGAAAUGGAUAUCUUUAGGCUGCAUUGUGGUGGGGGGCAGCUGAGGUCUGCAAUGGCAAACUCUAUCGCUCUUGACCUGAGGGCUUUCCUUUCCAGGAACAAGUCUGGCAUCUGGGGCUGGCGCUCUGAGAAGAUGGAAAACAUCAGCGGCUAUGAAGCCAAGGUACAAUUCUUCCCCCAUUCCUGUUCCUUAUGUGUGUAAAUCUGAAAAAUUCAGCAAAGUUUAGCUUAGCUUCACUGCUUUGAGGAAUCAGGGCUUGUGUUGGAUGGGACCAGGUGAUACCAACGGUCUCUUUGUCCUUUUUCCAGGUUUACAGUGCCAGCAACGUGGAGCUUGUCACCAAAACCCGUACUGAGCACCUGUCAGACCAGGACAAGACACGCAACAAAGGUAAAAGCAGAUGUUGAACUGCCUCCAGUUGUGACUCGGUGUGUUGACUCAUCCAAUGACCCUUCAUGCUGCUAGGGAUUAUUUUACCCUACAAUUCCCAGAACUCUGAUUAAUUGUGUGCUGCACUUGCUGUUUGGCGGCUCCUGCCUGCCCUUUGACCACAUGUGACUUGUCCUCAAUAGUCAUGAUGUGCUCCUCCCAUUUACAGGCUUCACCUGGUGGUUAAGAGAACAAAAAUGGCAGCAGCGUAUACUGAAUAUUGGCCUGGUCUAUAUGUUACGCUCAGCUGAACCGUGGCUAAGCAAGAAUUAAAAAUUGCACAAGUGCACCGAGCGAAUAUUGCUGCCACUUCAUUCCUCCCUGAUUCCGCUGCCUAAGAAGCAACAGGAUAGAUAUGGAUUUUGGCUGUUGUCCUGUGUAGACAGCUUUCCAAACCACUGGUGGGAGAGGCAGAGUAAAUGGGAAUAUGUACACAGCAUAACUGUAGGAGUCUGGAGGGACCACUUGGGCCAUGCAGGCCUAUGGAAGGCACCCACUUUCAUGGAGAAGGAGUCUGAGAAGGAGGAUGUCAGGCGGUAGAUGGGCUAGCCUUAGUGGCUAUGGCAGGUAGAGGAGCCUAGUGAUUCCAUGGUGCUGGUGGUUCCAUGAUGCAUCUGGCAAUCCUUGUGUAGAUCUUCCCCCAUAAUGUAAAAAUCAUUCAGUUCAUGGAUAUCGGUAUCUGUGGUCAUAAUAGAGAGGACCUUUUCUGUAGCCACCUACACCCUGCAACUCUGUCGAGAGAGACCCACCUUGACCUCUCCCAGAAGGCCUUUUGCCAUAAUGCAAAGAUCUUCCUUUCUUGGCAGGCAUUUGGUCUGUCGAGCUGCUGACCUUAACCUCCCAGGCAGGUCACUUUCUUUUUUAAUCUGCUGCCUCUUCCUCUUUUAUCGCUUAUCAAUGACUGUUUUGCUGCAUUUUCCUUGGAUUUUGUCGUUCUAAUGUUACUAGCCGCCUUGAACAUUGCUGGGUAAAGGCGCUCUAAAACUAUUUCAGAUAAAUAAAAAUAAGAUAACAGAUAAAUUGCACUAAAGUGGUGGAGGUGGUGGUAGGUUCUUUGGAGAGGACUCAUUCACUUAGACAUCCUCCUUUUGUCUUCCAGGUUCUAAGACUCCAUUCCAGUCCUUCCUGGGAAUCGCCCAGCAGCAUGCUGCCCAGAAUGGGGUGAGUGACCAGGUCAGAUCCUGUCCGUAUAUGGGGAAGGGAGAUGCUGGCCCAGCCACACCAAUUUAGCCUAAGGGUACAUGAGGUGGGGAAGCAGAUCACAAGGGGGAUAUGCCAGGGAAGGGAUUGUGUGGCUCCAAAGUGUUGGUGUUCUAGUUCCUGUCCAGAUCCAGACCCUGAUCCUCACUUUUGCAGGCUCCUGUGCUGCAGUCAGCCAGUCCAACCAACCCAACGUCUAUUACUCCUGAGGAAUACUUUGACCCCAACUUCAACCUGGAGUCCCGCAAUAUUGGCCGCCCUAUUGAGAUGUCCAACAAGGUGCAGAGGUGAGAAGGAUGGGGGAUACUGCAUGGAUUGGUGGGGUGGGGUCAGAAAUGGAAGAAGAUGUCAGGACAUGACAGCUGGCACUUAACUCUUACAAAAGGUACUCAUUUUUCCAGAGAAAGGUAAGAAACAAAAGGUGGAGGAAAUAAAAGCAUGUCCGUGUAGGGGAGUUGCAGGUCCAGUCUCUCCGUGGGCAGAUGUUGGGGGCAGGGAGCUGGAGGAAUCUCCAGGAAGACUAACAUGCUCCUUGUGUGACAGGUUCAAGGCCACUCUGUGGCUCUGCGAGGACCAUCCCCUCUCCCUGGUGGAGCAGGUGACGCCCAUAAUUGACCUGAUGGCUAUCAGCAACGCCCACUUUGCCAAGCUGCGUGACUUCAUCACCCUCAAGUUACCUCCUGGCUUCCCUGUCAAAAUCGGUGAGAGGUGUGAAGCCUGGCUGGUUGGGGGGGGGCAUUAUCUACUCAGGGUGGGGUGGGGGGCAUGGAGACAAGCUGACGGGAGGCAGAUCAAGAGGGGAAGAGAGAAAAAGGAAGGCAGAGAAUGAAGCUGUGGGGCUACGCCUCUCCAGACAUUCUUUCUGUUGUACAUCCAUAAUGAUUUGUGCUCAUGAAGGUAUUGGGGUAGUUCAUACACAACCUUGCUUUCAGUGUCAUUUGUGCCUGCAAAGGUUUCAGAGCGGACAUACUGCUUCAUUUCAAAUUGGUGAAAUCCAGUAACGUUUCAUACCUCAAAUGUUCUUGGGUGGGUGCAAGAGCGCCCCUCCAGAGGGCAAUAAUGCAAUAACUUUGGGGAAACAUCUCAGAACAACUAAUAAAGCAGAAUGAUGUCUGCUAUAAAUGCACCACCAAUGCACUAUUAUUGCAGAAUACACCUACAGAAAAGAAAAACCUAGAUCCAUCUGCACUUUAAAUUUAAAGCAAUAUCAUACCACUUUGAGCAGGCAUGGGUUGUCCCCCCCCCCCAGGAAUCCUGGGAACUGUAGUUUGAGGGUUCUGUGAAUUGUUAAAGAGUUCCCUCUUCUCUUCACAAAGCCAAAAUUAUCAGAGUGGUUUAACAAUCAGCCCCUCUUCCCAGGGAACUCUGGGAAUUGCAGGUCUGUGAAGGGAAUAAGGAUCUCCUAAUAACUCUCAGAAUCCUUAACAAAUUACAGCUCCCAGAAUUAUUGGGGGGAGCCAUGAAUGUUUAUAUUUAAAGCUGUAUCAUACUAUUUUAUAGUGCAGUCCCCAAUUUGGAGAAACCCUCAGCCUUUGUUGUGGGGAAAGGGAUAAUGUCCUAGAGAGGGGAGUGGUCAUGAGGGAAAUCAGUGAGAAGCUUGAAAAUAGAGGUUUACCAACCUUCCAUUGUACAUUUUCUUUCUUUUUCCCAGAAAUCCCCCUCUUCCACGUGCUGAAUGCCCGGAUCACUUUUAGUAACUUGUGCGGCUGUGAUGAGCCGCUGAGCUCAGUGCGAAUCUGUACUCCCACCCACACCCCAGAGAGCACCGAGGAGCCAACUGCUGGGGCAGAGGCAGCCAACAACACCAAAGGUAGGAGGAGCAGGAUGGGGUGGGAGCCAGGGUCAGGACUUCCAACAGCUAAUCUAAACCUUGGAGGGGGGAGAAGAGUGGAAGAGGUGGAGGAUGUUCCCGCAGGCUGGGAGAAGGAGGGAGCAUUAGGGUGCAGUGGCCGUGAGCCCACAUUGCAGAACUGGGAGACAACCGGGUUAAGAAGGAGAUGUGAAAGUGUAAGAUGUCUGAGUGACUGAAAAACGGGUGACUCCUCUGUGGAAGGGAAAGCAUGCUUUCUAGAACUGACACAUCCUUCUCCAUGAUCCCGCUACUGACCAUCACAUUUUAAAAAUGGACGUAUUGGCUCAAUAUGUUUAUCGUCAUUUUUUAAAAACAUCAAGUCUUUCCGCUUCAAGAAUGCUAGCACAGCCAUGUUCCUUUUGUUUCCCAUUGAUGUGCCUGAGAAAGUGGGAGCUAUGCCUGGUUGUUGCCACCUUUAGGCUCAUGCAGACAACCUGUGUAUUCAACUUUUACCCGGAUUUGCUUGCGCAAAGCUUACACGGAGGUUAGAUUGUAUCUGGUUUUUAUUGAGCAUUCAUUCUGAUUGGUUUGUGGGCCAGCUAUGCCCCAACAAGCAUUCGUCCCACAUUCAUCCUGAUUUGCUUGCAGGCUGUUGGUAUGGCUUCCUGUUAGUCAUUUGCUCACCCUGCAAUUUUCAGUGCACUUCCCUACCCCUUCCCAAACUGCAAAAACGCUGGAUUCUUUUUAAAACAGCAUUUUUUGUGUGCAAGGGCAACAGAGCCCUUCAACCCACUUCAGUUGUGCAAACCUAAAUUUCCGGUGCGUGUUGAGUCUCUCCUGCAAAGUAGUGACCAUCAGGAGGGACUUUUUGUUAAAGAGGCCCAGCCCAUUUGCUGCUUGCCUUAGGCCCUAGGGAGAUGUCCUUUGUCCUUUUUAAGAGCCCUUUUCAUGGGUGGAGAAAGUGAGGCAAUGAUGAAGGGACCGGUCUUUGGUGACACAGGACAUUGCAGAAGUUGCGUAGUCCGUUGGCCAGCGUGCUAACCAUUGUUCUCCCUUCCUCCCCCAGUGUACCCUUUCCCCUGCGAGGUGGACCCAUCAGUUUUUGAGGUGCCCCAGGGCUAUACAAUGUUGGGCGCAGGUCGUACAGAGCCCAUGCGGGACGAGGAUGAUGACCUGCUCCAGUUCGCCAUUCAGCAGAGCCUCCUGGAUGCUGGCACAGAGACAGACCAGGUGAUUGGGAAGGCGGAAACCUGCCUGCACUGGGGUGAAAACAGGUCCAUUAUAGCAGGCAGGCAUGACUAACUGGUUCUUGGAGGGAGGGCACAUGGUGCCUGGAUGCUUGUGCAGGGACCAAGUAGAGGUUGGAUUGAGUGGUGUAGCAAACUAACUCCCAGUUGUUGGCACUCAGAGUGGAUAUAAUUCUUGGCUGCCACUUAUAAAUGUAGCACUGAGUGCUUUGCAAACCUUGAUCUCAUUAAGGCUUUUACAUCCCAGUAGGAACUGGUGAUUAUAUAUUUCCUUUUUGCAUGUGUGUGUGUGUUUGUGUGAGGGGGUGGAACCUGAGGCCAUCAGAUUAUGGCUUGCCUCAGACCUCCCAGAGAGUCCAUGGCUUAACCAAAGCAUUAUGGCUUAUUAUUUUAGCAUUAUUCCAAGUCCAAGCCUCAAAUUAUUACCUGCUACAGUAGGAGCACACAACCAUUCUGCCUCUUUGCUAUCGGUUUUAGCAUAUUCAUUCUUGUGUGUUACACCAGGUGACCAUCUGGGAAGCUCUGACCAACACACGGCCAGGAUCCAAUCCUCCAUCCUAUGAUGAGGAGCUACAGUUGGAACGGUGAGUGUUUCCGUAGCAAGAAGGAAGAGGUUGUAUUACAAAUUCAGUUCUGCAACCUGUACGUUAAGGUGUAUUAUUUUCUAAAACCUACUUUGUGGUCACUUGGUCCACCCACCAGCAGCAAUUCCAUCUUAGCUGGAUUGAGCUUCAGUCUUGCCAGGCCUCAUCCACACCCUAACUGCUUCCAGAUACUGUUUCAAGGAUUUCACUGCCUCAGUGGGGUUUAAGGAAAAGCAGACAGAACUGAGCAGGAUCUCCAUAUCCUCACAGGACCUCUCCCAUCGGCUGAAUGCAGUGUUCUUCCCCAGCUGUUUUCCUUCAUAUUCCACUAUAAAGCGGGGUGCAGGGCCUCUUCCUCGGUCACCUCACAUUCCCCUUCUCUCAUCCUUUCUUACCAAGCAGAAUGGGAAUGCCCUCUUGGGGAACAUGAUGGCAAUGAAGGAAUUGGGGCGUGCCUGAAUUAGCUUCCAGUGCGUCACCCAUGAAUGGAGUUUGCCUGCUUGUAAGCAAUAUACCCGUCUGUCUGGGAGAUCCCCAGGAAUUGGCAUAGGUGCUACGAGAAACUGAGCUUGGCAUAGUUCAGAUUGUAAACACUUUGAAGAUGGGUAAAAAUCCUCCAGCUCAACCAGAUGCAAAUGUAUUUGGAGAAAUUUCCCCUCUUCAGCCUUCUUAGUUGUGGGUGUUGUGUGGACCUAGCUGGUUUUCCUACCACCUCCUCUCACCUUACUCUCUCAUGCAUUUGGCCACUCUGCCUAGUAUGAAGUGUGAUUGUUGAUCUGUCACGUGGAUCUUCUUCCGCGUGAGGAAAAUAAGGCUGUCUUGAUGUACAGCUUUAUAUCCUUCUGGGGGCAUGGAUGGGGGCUUUUUUGGGAGGCGCUUGUGAUAUUUCACAUUCAGCUGUAAGAUUCCUCUGUGGGUUUUUGCAACGGUGCCAGUUCUUAUUUCUAAUAAUAAUUUGAAAAUCUCUUGAACAAUUGCAGUCUGCCAGUGGGUGGAAAGCAAGCACCACCCGCUUUCCGGCACCAAUUGGAGAACGGUGCCAACAGAACUGAGAAGGCUGAGAGAGCCUGAAGGAAGUUUUUUGGUAUGAGUAAACCACCCAUUGCUCUACAAGCACAGAGCUCCUUAAAAUUCAGCAGUUGAGAGAAGACUCAAGGCACAUUUGCACCUAUGCUCUCAAGCAGCAGGAAUUUACUCCCAGCAGUAACUUCUGAGAUAACAGAAUUUUAGAAUUGUGGGGUUGGAAGGGACCACAUGGGUCAUCUAGUCCAACCCCCUGCAAUGCAGGAAUUUAGUUUGUUUCUUCUGUGUUGUCAACACUGCAGUUUAGUUUACUCCUACUAUUCAGGCAGUGCAGACAGCCCCUGUGUCUACUCAAACGCUAUCUCAGGACCAAAUAACAUCAGCCAUUCCAUUAAGGGUUCAUUGGCCUGUGCAUCUUCUCAUGUGACGUACGCUGUCAUCUGCUGACAAUGCCGUUGUUUACAUGGGUCAGACUGCUCAGUUGUGACAUGAAGGAAUAAACAGACACAAAUCAGACAUGAAAAUAGUCACAGAAGCCAAGGCAAGAGGAGCAUUUCAGUCUCCCAGAACUUAUUGAAACAGACCUUGAGGUCCCCUCCUUAAAAGUACAAGCAGACCACAAAGUUUCAAAUGGCAAUUCUUGUGUGAGACCAGGCCGGGGGGGGAGGGCGUGUUCUUGAAUUUUUCUUACAUUUAUAUCCCACCUUUCUUCCAGCAUACAGAUGGUUCCCAGGUGGUCUCCCAGGCACUGACCAGGCUCACACCUUCAGCAAAGAGGUGGCCUUAGGUGCUUUCAGAUCACUUCAGCCAUUAGCUGAAAUUCAUCACCAAGUUUGUUGCAGUGAAACUUGGACUUGAUGAAGACCAGGAGUGGCUAGUUAACUAACAUAUUUGUCUUUCUUUUGGUCUUUAUUUACCUGCUUCAGCUUGCUAUGCCUAGUCACCCCAGCAGAUCCUUGUUGAGAAAGAGUCACAUCUGCUCUGAGUGGGUCCACCAGAUACAAUCAAAUGAAUGCAGUUUUAUUUGUGCUCUGCUAGUAUUGUGGCAAACCUGCUGCUGUCUUUUGUAUUGCUUGUGGUGGGGAGGUUGACCUCACCUUGUGGAAAGAAAGGUUCACUCUCUACUUUGUGGGUAGGUUCCCACUUUGGCAGCCACUCCAUCUAACAAAAUGGGUUUUAGCCCUCAAAAAGUUCAUGAUGCAAAAUGGCCACAGUCUUUACAGUACCACAAGAUGCUUUAUUCUCGUCACUGAAACAGACUACUCAUGCAAAAUUGCCCUGGCAGUAAUCUCUGCAGUAAACGACAGCUGUUUUGAGAGAAUAGGUGUGAACAUUCCCUGCACUGAUCCAGAACUGAUGCAAGCCCUUUGCUGAGAUGUAGAGUAUAGCAGUGUAGGUAAGAGCACACAUAGACUGCAUCACGGGAGAUCCUUCAGGCUUCUUGUAGGGCAUAGAAAUGCAUAAGGAGUGAAAACCAGGGAACAAACAGGGGGGAAACCCCUGGGUCAUGGUGUGGCCUGUGCAGGCAGUGAGGCCUUUUCUUCACUACAAGCAGUAGGCUCUUCCCCUUUCUCCUACAUUUCCUGAGUUGCUGCCCAGCAGGGAACCCACCCACAGUUGUGAUGCAACGCAACAAUCUGGGGACAACAGGAAGAAAAAACACAAGCCUUUCAAAGGCUAGGUGACUGUUUAUCCAAUCCAGAUAAGAUGGAAAAUUUGUUGAUGGUUACCUAAUGCCUAUGUCCAGAGAAUGCUAUUCAGUCUGUUCUGCGUAGGAUUAUACUCUGAAGAAUCAUGCUUACGGUUUAGGGGGCUUCUACACCCCACUUUCUCACUAGAGGCCCAAGUGGGACAGAGCACCUUGAGACAAGUGCACCAGCUUGUGGCUCUGCCCUGGGCAAGGGCGUAGCCUAUACUUUGGGUUUCCAUUCCCUGGUAACUUCAAGGCUUGAUUACUGAAAUAAAUUCUACAUGGGAGUACCUUUGAAAACUGCCCAGAAACUGUAAUUAAUGCAAAAUACAACUACUAGACUGUGAAAUGGGCCCAGGUGUUUCAAACGUAUCACCAACAUUUAAACAACUGUACUGGCCACUGGUUCAUUUCUGAGAGCAAUUUGAAGUGUUGGGCUUGGGGCCUGAAGAGUCCCGUAAUCACAAGAUGAGCCUUUCCAUGAAGUAAGGUCAACUUUGGAGGGUUGAGUAUCCCCACCAGCUAAAGCCACAGUGGCCCAAAGGCCUAAUUAGGCCCACCAGGGCUUUGAAUUUGGCCAUGAAUUAAGCCUUCCAGGCCAUUUUGGGCAAACCAGCUGUCAGGUUAUCUCUGAUGUAAUAUAAUGGAAAAUGAUGUGGAAAUGCCCUGGAAAGUGUGAGAUAACACUUGCUUUGAGAUAACAUCAUCCAGCCUCCUUGCAAACCUUUAGACAGCAGGGAGAUUAGACAAGGUUGGCUAACAAAUGGGCAUGGAUGUUCAGUAAACAGGUCACUUUGAAGCACCCUCAGUGUGAAAAUAGGUGUAUUACAAUUACACAAAAAGCACUGUUUUUAACCUGUGAACUGUAUUGAUGCAGAGAGCACCAGAAAGCUAUCAGGCACACUGGGAACCAGACUGAGCCAAAGGCCAGCCCAUUUCUUUAUUUUUUACUAGCAUCCAGCAGGCUCUGGGCAGUUGUGUGGGAACGGAGGAAGCCCAGAUUGGGCUGGGGGUGUUGGGACAUAUCUGAGAGCAGCUUGAGCAAGCUUGCCUGAACCAGGCCUGAAAAGCAUGACCAAGUAGCCAUAUCUUGCUGCCCUGUUUGCUGAUGCCUCCUCGUUCUGUGUCCUCCCAGGGCUAUCCAGGAGAGCAUGUUCCUUCAGGCGGGGCCAGGCCUGAGCCCAGUGGAGUCUGGAGGUGGCAACGGUGGCGCUCCUCCUCCCGAGAGCAGCCCACCUCUCAGCACCAAUGGGGGUGGCUCCUCGGCCUUGCCCCCGCCCUACCCCAGCUUUGACGAGCAGCUGCGCUUGGCCAUGGAGCUGUCUUCGAGGGAGCAGGAGGAGAGGGAGCGCCAACGCCGCGAGGAGGACGAGGAGCUGCAGCGCAUCCUCCAGCUCUCUCUGACGGAGAAGUAGCGUCCUAGCCUCCCUCAAGCCUCACACCGCCCAGCCUAGCUGUCCUUGCCGUCAUUGUAUUUUUAACCUCUGGGGGUGGGGUGGGUUUCAUGCUUUGCCCCUUCCCAGUUGAGGGUCAGGCUGGAUGUGAGAAGACAGCACCUUCUGCAUUUCCUGGGACUCACUCGGUUCCAUCCUCUGGUAUUAUUUCCUGUAAGAUUUUUUUUAAAAAUUUGCUUUAUAUCCUCAACCUUCACUGAGGAAAUGUUUUCUACAGCACAGAGAGGCAGGUUGGAGAAGAGGAGCAGCAACAAAUAAGAAGGAGACGGGAUGUGGGGCGGGGGGGGGAGAGACGUUGAGGAAAUUUUUAUCACCUCGGCAUGAGAUUUUUCUGAGACUGAUGGUGAAUGUGCUGCUUUCUCUUUCCUUGCAAGGGUUUGGGCCUGUUGAGGACGGGACCAAAUUGCGGAAGUGGCAAUAGAAGGCGGUGGGGAAGCCUGGAGCUUGAUGCGCUGAUGUUUGGCGGUGAGACCUGAAACCAGGCUGCCGUGUGGUGAAUAAUUUUCAGUCCCGCGUUUUAUUUUCCUCCUCAUUGCGAGCUGCUGCUCUCCCUGCCCCCCUUAUUUUUAAUUUAUUUUAUUUAUAUCUCUGAAGAUAUAUACAAGAAGGGGAGUGGGAGGUAUGUGGUUAUUUUUUUUUUUAAGAAACUGAACCCAGUGGGUCUAAAGGGAACAGCUGUGCCCACUCCUGAGCGGCUUUCUCCUGUCGUCUGGGAACCAGGCACAGGGGGCUCUGGGCAGCAGGAACUACUAAAUAAAACUAAGAAACCAGCACCGCUCUGCUGUGACGUUCUUCCGUUUUCUUCCAUCUUGGUCUCGG